Molecule: messenger RNA, 384 nt
Organism: Melampsora larici-populina 98AG31
Lineage: Eukaryota; Fungi; Basidiomycota; Pucciniomycetes; Pucciniales; Melampsoraceae
Exons: 3
Coding region: 1-384 (127 amino acids)
Biological process (GO): mitotic cell cycle; attachment of spindle microtubules to kinetochore
Cellular component (GO): mitotic spindle midzone; mitotic spindle; mitotic spindle pole body
Source: RefSeq, a predicted model, not a curated record
AUGCCAGCAUCUCAACCUCAAGCUACAUCAAACCUAUCGAUUUCAAAAUUAAAAGAUAAACAAGCAGAAUUAGCUGCGAUCAUUCAACUUAAUGAAAUGACGGGUUCAAUGUCAGAUCAAGUUACACUUUUAUCAACUCAAUUCUCAUUAGGAGCUGAUGGAUUACAAGCCAUUGAAUCAGUGGUACAGAAGUUUCAAAAUGUAUUCGUGUAUGCUCAGAAAGCUAUCGCUGCGCGCACUGAAGCUGCGACAAUGGCAGAUACCACCAUGACACAGGCAACAUCUCAAGUCGCAAAUCGUCGACGAGUAAUUGAAGAAGAUACCCCAAUAGAUAUGUUAGUCAGGAUUCCUUUACCUGAAUCCAAUUCGCCUGAGCCCUCGUAG